ACUCUGCCUUCGCUGCGCCCAAUCGUCAUUGAUGAUCCCAUUCCCCUAGAGAUGACGGGUGUGUUCACACCCGAACCAACUACAAGUCAGAACCCUCAUGUUUCUCCCCUGAACGCCACAUCUUCCUCAUCGUCCGCACCGGAGCCACUAUCCGCUUAUACAUGUCCCAUUUGCUUCUCACCUCCCACUAACGCGACUCUGACACCUUGCGGUCACAUUUGCUGUGGAGCAUGCCUCUUUGCUGCUGUCAAAUCCACAGUGAAGCGGAAUAUGGUGAUUGCUAUGGACAGAGCCCCUGUUCCAAGAUGUCCCGUUUGCCGCGCUGAAAUACCUGGAUGGGAUGGACGAGGGGGAGGGGUGGUUGGGUUGAAAGUGGAGGUGGUUUUUUCUCUUUGA
Suillus subaureus is the source of this 396-nucleotide messenger RNA. RefSeq lists its product as uncharacterized. NCBI's taxonomy places the organism in Eukaryota, Fungi, Basidiomycota, Agaricomycetes, Boletales, Suillaceae. Gene Ontology annotation, molecular function: metal ion binding. The annotation marks the transcript as partial. The record is from RefSeq and is a predicted model, not a curated record. The transcript has 2 exons.